CCUGAGCCCCCCCCCCCCCCCCGCCCCCUCUCUCUCUGCUGCGGCUCAUCCCUGUCCAUAGCAGCAUGCUGGUAUGUUUGCUAGCAGCGGCAUGAUGGAAGUGAAGGAGAGACGUCCGUACUGCUCGCUGACCAAGAGCCGCAAGGACAAAGAGAGACCUUACACCGGUUCUUCAGGGGACAGUGAAGACUGUGGUUUUGGCUCCCAGGUGCCUCGGGUCCCCACUCAGAAGUCCUACUCAUCCAGUGAAACACUCAAGGCUUUUGACCAGCACCAAGACCAGGCCAGGUUACUGUACGGGACAACCAGGGGACACAAGGACAUGGUGCACCGGGAACAGGAUGAUUAUACCAGACAAGGUCAGAAUUUCAAUCUCCGCCAGCUGGGCAUCUGCGAGCCGCCGGCCCGCCGCGGCCUCACCUUCUGCUCCGACAUGGGCCUCCCCCACCGCGGCUACUCCGUGGGCGUGGCCCAGGACCUCGACGGCGACAGCCAGGCCGUGAUGUCACCGGAGCGCGCCAUGCGGCCUUGGGGCCGCGGGGGUCUGGGCAAGUCGUCGGGGCGGAGCUCCUGUUUGUCGAGCCGCUCCAACUCCGUGCUGACACUGACCGACACGGAGCACGACAACAAGUCGGACAGCGACAACGCUUCUCCCAUGCCCUCCCCCUCCUGUACGCCAUCUGUCAUUGACCAAUCACAGCCCCCAUCGCCUCAUCCACAUGACAACCCGUUGCUAGGCAACACGGCAGAGCCCGACUCAGAGGAGGAAGAGGAAGCGGAGGAAGAUGAGGAAUACGACGCUCGCUUGUACCUGCAUGUAACAAAUGAGCAACCGCCCAAUCACCACGGCUCUGCCUUGCCUCCGGUCCCGCCCCCUCACCGCCAGCAGCCCUCGGUGACGGCUCUCAACCAAUCCCUGAGCUCCGCACACCACGCCGGUCAAUCCCUGAAUUCAACGCGGCAGUUAGCCCCUCCUACUGGAAGUCCGGCCAACGCGGCCGGCCAAUCACCAGCCGAGCUGCAGACCACGCCUCCCGAGAGCGUCCCGCUGCAAGACAGCUGGGUGCUGGGUAGCAAUGUGCCUCUGGAAACAAGGCACUUCCUCUUUAAGACAGGCACAGGCACCACUCCCCUCUUCUCCACAGCGACCCCCGGCUAUACCAUGGCGACGGGCUCCGUCUACUCGCCGCCCACCCGGCCGCUGCCAAGGAACACCUUAUCACGCUCUGCCUUCAAGUUCAAGAAAUCCUCCAAGUACUGCUCAUGGAGGUGUACCGCCCUUAGUGCAGUAGGACUGUCGGUGCUGCUCUCUAUACUUCUGUGUUACUGCAUAGCGAUGCACCUGUUCGGACUAAACUGGCAGCUGCAGGAGAGUGAGGGAUAUGGAGCGUUUGAAAACGGAGGAGGAGGAGGAGGAGGAGGAGGAAGAGAUACAACUCCUAACACAUUCAUGGUGUCCACAGACAACGGCAAGAUGUUUCUUCUAGAGAACAACACCAUAGACAUAGGAGAGGUGGAUGUAGGGCGGCGAGCAAUACAGGACGUCCCACCUGGUAUCUUUUGGCGGUCACAGCUAUAUAUCGACCAACCCCAGUUCUUGAAAUUCAACAUCUCAGUCCAAAGAGACGCUCUCGUUGGAGUGUAUGGGCGCAAGGGCUUACCCCCCUCUCACACACAGUAUGACUUCGUAGAGCUCCUGGAUGGCAGCCGUCUCAUCUCCAAGGAAAAGCGAGCCCUCGGCGAUGCCGACACCACACGUGCACGCUCGCUGAGCGCGCACGAGGAGGAAGGCAUCGGAGGGACCCGGCGUGCGCGGUCGGUGAGCGUGCACGAGGCCGGCUUCAUUCAGUAUUUGGACACAGGCAUCUGGCAUCUGGCGUUUUACAACGACGGACGCAAUACAGAACAAGUGUCCUACAACACCGUUCUCAUAGAGUCGAUUAUGGAGUGUCCUCAGAAUUGCCAUGGAAACGGAGAUUGUCUCUCAGGAACGUGUCACUGUUUCCCAGGGUUCCUUGGACCGGACUGCUCUAGAGCCGCCUGUCCGGUGCUGUGCAGUGGGAAUGGGCAGUAUUCCCGGGGGCGCUGCCAGUGCUACAGCGGGUGGAAGGGCACCGAGUGCGACGUACCGGCGAACCAGUGUAUCGACAUCCACUGCGGAGGGCACGGAAUAUGCAUCAUGGGCACCUGCAUCUGCAACACGGGCUACAAGGGGGAUAACUGUGAAGAAGUGGACUGCAUAGACCCCAGCUGUUCCUCCCAUGGGGUGUGUAUUCACGGCGAGUGCCACUGUCAGUCAGGCUGGGGCGGGGCCAGUUGUGAGAUUGCCAAGGCCAUGUGUCCCGACCAGUGCUCGGGUCACGGCACCUACAGCGCAGAGAGCGGUACCUGUACCUGUGACCAGAGCUGGACCGGACCCGACUGUUCCUUAGAGGUGUGCGAGGUGGACUGCGGCAGCCACGGGGUGUGCUAUGGCGGCGUGUGUCGGUGCGAGGAGGGCUGGACAGGAAGUGUGUGUGACCAGAAGGCUUGCCACCCGCUUUGCACCAAGAACGGAGUGUGUAAGGAUGGCAAGUGUGAGUGCGACCAAGGAUGGACCGGAGAACAUUGUAAUAUUGAGGGUUGUCCAGGUCUCUGUAACAACAACGGACGUUGUACCCUGGAAGUCAGCGGCUGGCACUGCGUCUGUCAGUCAGGAUGGAGAGGGGCCGGCUGUCACGUCGCCAUGGAAACGCUCUGCACAGACGGCAAGGACAACGAAGGAGAUGGUCUUGCUGAUUGCAUGGAUCCAGAUUGCUGUCUGCAGCCCUCCUGUCAGAGCCAGUCAUAUUGCAGCGGGUCACCUGAUCCAGUGGACGUGCUCAACCAGUCUCCAUCCUCACUGGCUCCUCAGCAGGCGGCCAGGUCAUUCUACCAACGCAUCCACUUCCUGCUUGGUCCCGAAACCACCCACGUCAUCAGUGGAGACAAUCCAUUCAACAAGAGCUUGGUGUCCAUAAUUCGUGGUCAGGUGUUGACAGCCGAUGGAACGCCGCUCAUCGGAGUUAAUGUGACAUUCGUCCACUACCCAGAACACGGAUACACGGUGACACGCAAGGAUGGAAUGUUUGACCUCCUGGCCAAUGGCGGCGCCUCCCUGACGUUGGGUUUUGAGCGGGCUCCAUUCCUGACCCAGUACCGGACCGUCUGGGUGCCGUGGAACGUUUUCUAUGUCAUGGACACGCUCGUCAUGAAGAAGGAGGAGAACGACAUCCCGAGCUGUGAUCUGAGCGGCUUCGUCAGACCCAACCCUGUCAUCGUGGCUUCGCCCCUGUCUACCUGUUAUAGAAGUUCACCUGAGGAUGGUCCUAUUUUACCCGAGACACAGAAUGGGACUGUGGCGUUGACCAGUGUGCCGGGCUAUGUGGCGUUGACCAGUGUGCCGGGCUAUGUGGUGUUGACCAGUGUGCCGGGCUAUGUGGUGUUGACCAGUGUGCCGGGCUAUGUGGCGUUGACCAGUGUGCCAGGCUAUGUGGCGUUGACCGGUGUGCCGGGCUAUGUGGCGUUGACCGGUGUGCAGGGCUAUGUGGCGUUGACCCGUGUGCCAGGCUAUGUGGCGUGGACCCCUGUGCCGGGUUACGUGGCGUGGACCAGUGUGCCGGGCUAUGUGGCGUGGACCCCUGUGCCGGGUUACGUGGCGUGGACCAGUGUGCCGGGCUAUGUGGCGUUGACUGGUGUGCCGGGCUAUGUGGCGUGGACCAGUGUGCCGGGCUAUGUGGCGUUGACUGGUGUGCCGGGCUAUGUGGCGUUGACUGGUGUGCCGGGCUAUGUGGCGUUGACUGGUGUGCCGGGCUAUGUGGCGUUGACUGGUGUGCCGGGCUAUGUGGCGUUGACUGGUGUGCCGGGCUACGUGGCGUUGACUGGUGUGCCGGGCUAUGUGGCGUUGACUGGUGUGCAGGGCUACGUGGCGUUGACUGGUGUGCCGGGCUAUGUGGCGUGGACCCCUGUGCCGGGUUACGUGGCGUGGACCAGUGUGCCGGGCUACGUGGCGUUGACUGGUGUGCCGGGCUAUGUGGCGUUGACUGGUGUGCCGGGCUAUGUGGCGUUGACUGGUGUGCCGGGCUUAGUCCUCACUGACGCACACGUCACCGGUCACUUCCGGCACGUCACCGGUCACUUCCAGCACGUCACCGGUCACUUCCAGCACGUCACCGGUCACUUCCGUCACGUCACCGGUCACUUCCAGCACGUCACCGGUCACUUCCAGCACGUCACCGGUCACUUCCGGCACGUCACCGGUCACUUCCAGCACGUCACCGGUCACUUCCAGCACGUCACCGGUCACUUCCGGCACGUCACCGGUCACUUCCGGCACGUCACCGGUCACUUCCGGCACGUCACCGGUCACUUCCAGCACGUCACCGGUCACUUCCGGCACGUCACCGGUCACUUCCGUCACUCCACCGUUCACUUCCGUCACUCCACCGUUCACUUCCGUCACUCCACCGGUCACUUCCGGUACGUCACCGGUCACUUCCGGCACGUCACCGGUCACUUCCGUCACUCCACCGGUCACUUCCGUCACGUCACCGGUCACUUCUGUCACUCCACCGGUCACUUCCAGCACGUCACCGGUCACUUCCGACACUCCACCUGUCACUUCCGUCACGUCACCGGUCACUUCUGUCACUCCACCGGUCACUUCCAGCACGUCACCGGUCACUUCCGUCACUCCACCGGUCACUUCCGGCACGUCACCUGUCACUUCCGGCACGUCACCGGUCACUUCCGUCACUCCACCUGUCACUUCCGGCACGUCACCUGUCACUUCCGGCACGUCACCGGUCACUUCCGUCACGUCACCGGUCACUUCCGACACUCCACCGGUCACUUCCGGCACGUCACCGGUCACUUCCGUCACGUCACCGGUCACUUUCGUCACGUCACCGGUCACUUCCGUCACUCCACCUGUCACUUCCGUCACUCCACCAGUCACUUCCGUCACUCCACCUGUCACUUCCGGCACGUCACCGGUCACUUCCGUCACUCCACCGGUCACUUCCGUCACUCCACCGGUCACUUCCGUCACUCCACCUGUCACUUCCGUCACUCCACCUGUCACUUCCGGCACGUCACCGGUCACUUCCGUCACUCCACCGGUCACUUCCGUCACUCCACCGGUCACUUCCGUCACUCCACCUGUCACUUCCGUCACUCCACCGUUCACUUCCGUCACUCCACCGGUCACUUCCGGUACGUCACCGGUCACUUCCGGCACGUCACCGGUCACUUCCGUCACUCCACCGGUCACUUCCGUCACGUCACCGGUCACUUCUGUCACUCCACCGGUCACUUCCAGCACGUCACCGGUCACUUCCGACACUCCACCUGUCACUUCCGUCACGUCACCGGUCACUUCUGUCACUCCACCGGUCACUUCCAGCACGUCACCGGUCACUUCCGUCACUCCACCGGUCACUUCCGGCACGUCACCUGUCACUUCCGGCACGUCACCGGUCACUUCCGUCACUCCACCUGUCACUUCCGGCACGUCACCUGUCACUUCCGGCACGUCACCGGUCACUUCCGUCACGUCACCGGUCACUUCCGACACUCCACCGGUCACUUCCGGCACGUCACCGGUCACUUCCGUCACGUCACCGGUCACUUUCGUCACGUCACCGGUCACUUCCGUCACUCCACCUGUCACUUCCGUCACUCCACCAGUCACUUCCGUCACUCCACCUGUCACUUCCGGCACGUCACCGGUCACUUCCGUCACUCCACCGGUCACUUCCGUCACUCCACCGGUCACUUCCGUCACUCCACCUGUCACUUCCGUCACUCCACCGGUCACUUCCGUCACUCCACCGGUCACUUCCGUCACUCCACCGGUCACUUCCGACACUCCACCGGUCACUUCCGGCACGUCACCGGUCACUUCCGUCAUUCCACCGGUCACUUCCGUCACGUCACCGGUCACUUCCAGCACGUCACCGGUCACUUCCGUCACUCCACCAGUCACUUCCGUCACUCCACCUGUCACUUCCGGCACGUCACCGGUCACUUCCGGCACGUCACCUGUCACUUCCGUCACUCCACCGGUCACUUCCGUCACUCCACCGGUCACUUCCGUCACUCCACCGGUUACUUCCGUCACUCCACCUGUCACUUCCGGCACGUCACCGGUCACUUCCGUCACUCCACCGGUCACUUCCGUCACUCCACCGGUCACUUCCGUCACUCCACCGGUCACUUCCGUCACUCCACCGGUCACUUCCGUCACUCCACCUGUCACUUCCGGCACGUCACCGGUCACUUCCGUCACGUCACCGGUCACUUCCGUCACUCCACCGGUCACUUCCGUCACUCCACCGGUCACUUCCGUCACUCCACCGGUCACUUCCGUCACUCCACCGGUCACUUCCGUCACGUCACCUGUCACUUCCGGCACGUCACCUGUCACUUCCGCACGUCACCUGUCACUUCCGGUAUCCUGUACAAGGGCAACGGAGAGAACGUCUUUAUUUCCCAGCAGCCCCCAGUCAUCAGCAGCAUUAUGGGUAAUGGCCGUCGUCGCAGUAUCUCGUGUCCCAGCUGUAAUGGACAGGCGGAGGGCAACAAGCUGUUGGCACCUUUGGCGCUAGCAUGUGGCGCCGACGGCAGCAUCUUCGUCGGAGACUUCAACUACAUCAGGAGGAUCUUCCCCUCUGGGAACGUCACCAGUGUCAUGGAGCUGAGCAACAACCCGGCCCACCGUUACUACGUGGCGACCGACCCGGUGACGGGACAGCUCUACGUGUCGGACACCAACUCCCGCCGGAUUUACAGACCCAAGAUGCUCAGCGGCACCCGCGAGCUCAUCGGUAAUGGGGAGGUCGUGGCUGGUACAGGUGAACAGUGCCCUCCGUUUGAUGAAGCUCGAUGUGGAGAUGGAAGAAAAGCUACUGAAGCACAGCUGCUGGGACCCAAAGGUAUUACAGUGGAUAAGAAUGGCUUCAUCUAUUUCGUGGAUGGGACAAUGAUCAGAAAAGUGGACCGUAAUGGAAUCAUUUCUACAUUGCUGGGGAGCAACGAUCUGACGUCAGCGCGGCCUCUCACCUGCGACACCAGCAUGCACAUCAGACAGGUUCGUUUGGAGUGGCCCACCGAUCUCGCCAUCAACCCCAUGGAUAACUCCAUCUAUGUGCUGGACAACAACGUCGUGCUGCAGAUCACCGAAAACAGACAGGUGCGUAUAGUGGCGGGGCGUCCCAUGCAUUGCCAGGUGCCUGGGAUAGAAUACACCAUGGGGAAGCGAGCGGUGCAGACCAUGCUGGAGGGGGCCACAGCCAUCGCCUUGUCCUACAGCGGCGUCCUCUACAUCGCCGAGACCGACGAGAAGAAGAUCCACCGCAUUCGGCAGGUGUCGACAGAUGGGGAAAUCACUCAUUUAGCUGGAACGCCGUCCGAGUGCGACUGCAAGAAUGAUGCCAACUGUGAUUGCUACCAGACAGGAGAUGGCUAUGCUAAAGAUGCUCGGCUAAACUGUCCUUCUUCUUUGGUGGUGUCUCCGGAUGGGACUCUGUACGUUGCCGAUCUGGGAAACAUCAGGAUACGAGCCAUACGCCGCAACCAACCGCCUACAGGCUCUCUGGCAUCAGGGCCCAGCUCUUAUGAAGUAGCGUCCCCUGCCUCUCAGGAGCUCUAUGUGUUUGAUGCCAAUGGAACUCAUCAAUUCACAAUGUCCCUGGUCACUGGAGAUUAUAAAUACAACUUCAGUUACAGCAACGAGGAGGAUGUAACCGCGGUGACGGACAGCAGCGGCAACACCCUCCGUAUCCGCAGAGACACCAAUAGGAUGCCUGUGCGUGUGGUCGCCCCGGACAACCAGGUCAUUUGGCUGACCAUCGGUACGAACGGUGGUCUGAAGACCCUCACCGCUCAGGGCCAGGAGCUGGUGUUGUUCAGUUACCACGGCAACAGCGGCCUGCUUGCCACUAAGAGCGUCCAAAUAGGAUGGACUACCUUCUAUGACUAUGACGGCGAGGGUCGUCUCACCAAUGUGACCUUCCCCACGGGCGUGGUGACCAAUCUCCAUGGUGACAUGUCGUCGGGGGCCGUCGCCGUGGACAUCGAGACGUCAGGGCGGGAUGAGGACGUGUCCAUCACCACCAACCUGUCCUCCAUAGACUCCUUCUACACACUCGUACAGGACCAGCUUCGUAACAGUUACCAGGUGGGUAAUGACCAUUCUCUAAGGGUCAUCUACGCCAAUGGGAUGGACACCCAUUACCAGACCGAGCCGCAUAUUCUGGCAGGUGCCGCCAACCCAACCAUAGCACGGCGGAACAUGACGCUGCCGGGAGAGAACGGCCAGAACCUGGUGGAGUGGCGAUUCAGGAAGGAGCAGACGCGAGGAAAAGUCAUAGUGUUUGGCAGGAAACUCAGGGUGAACGGUAGGAACCUGCUGUCAGUGGAUUACGACCGAACGCUGCGGACGGAGAAGAUUUACGACGACCACAGAAAGUUCCUGCUGAAGAUCAUUUACGACACCCAAGGCCAUCCGACUCUCUGGGUCCCCAGCAGCAAGCUGCUCUCCGUGAACUUGACAUAUUCCAGCACGGGCCAAGUGACAGGUCUGCAGAGGGGUCCAACCACAGAGAAGUGGGAAUACGACAGCCAGGGGAGAAUUGUGUCGCGGGUCUUUGCUGAUGGGAAGACCUGGAGCUACACCUACCUGGACAAGGCCAUGGUGCUGCUCCUCCACAGCCAGCGGCAGUACAUCUUCGACUUUGACUCCGGGGAUCGCCUGUCAGCGGUCACCAUGCCCAGCGUGGCUCGCCACACCGUGCAGACCGUCCGGUCCAUCGGCUACUACAGGAACAUCUACAGCCCCCCCGAGAGCAACGCCUCCGUCACCGUCGACUACUCCGAAGACGGGCAGCUGCUGAGGGUUGCCCAUCACGGCACCGGCCGCCGUAUUCUCUACAAGUACCGCAGACAGAACAAGUUGGCAGAGAUCCUGUACGACUCGACGCGGGUCAGCUUCACCUACGAUGAAACGGCCGGCGUGCUGAAGACGGUUAACCUGCAGAGCGAAGGCUUCAUCUGCUCCAUACGCUACCGGCAGAUCGGCCCCCUGGUGGACCGGCAGAUAUUCCGCUUCAGCGAGGACGGCAUGGUGAACGCGCGGUUUGACUACACCUACGACAACAGCUUCCGGGUCACCAGCAUGCAGGCCGUGAUCAACGAGACGCCGCUGCCCAUCGACCUCUACCAGUUUGAUGACAUCUCGGGGAAAGUGGAGCAGUUUGGGAAGUUUGGGGUCAUCUACUAUGAUAUCAAUCAGAUCAUCUCCACGGCGGUGAUGACCUACACCAAGCACUUUGACCAGCAUGGCCGGAUCAAAGAGAUCCAGUACGAGAUCUUCAGGUCUCUGAUGUACUGGAUCACCAUUCAGUACGACAACAUGGGCAGAGUCACCAAGCGUGAGAUCAAGAUUGGUCCAUUUGCCAACACUACCAAAUAUGGAUACGAGUACGACGUUGAUGGACAGCUGCAGGCCGUCUACCUCAACGAGAAGAUGAUGUGGAGGUAUAACUACGACCUGAAUGGAAACCUGCACCUACUGAACCCGGGGAACAGCGCUCGGCUAACCCCGCUACGUUACGACCUGCGAGACAGAAUAACCCGACUGGGAGACGUUCAGUACAAACUGGAUGAAGACGGCUUCUUAAGACAGAGAGGGGCCGAGAUUUUUGAGUACAACUCUAAAGGUCUCCUCGUGCGUGUCUACAGUAAAGCGGCCAGUUGGACCAUACAGUACCGUUACGAUGGUUUGGGUCGGCGUGUGGCGUCCAGGAACAGCCUGGGCCAGCAUCUGCAGUUCUUCUACGCUGACCUGAACCACCCGACCAGAAUCACCCACGUCUACAACCACUCCAGCUCCGAGAUCACAUCGCUGUACUACGAUUUACAGGGCCAUCUGUUUGCAAUGGAAAUCAGCAGCGGAGAUGAGUUUUACAUCGCAUGCGACAACACCGGCACCCCGCUAGCGGUCUUCAGCAGCAACGGACUGCUGCUUAAACAGGUGCAGUACACGGCCUAUGGCGAGGUGUAUUUUGACUCAAAUCCAGACUUUGUGCUGGUCAUCGGGUUCCAUGGAGGCCUGUACGACCCUCUGACGCGGCUGCUGCAUUUCGGAGACAGAGACUAUGACAUUCCCGCCGGGAGGUGGACCACGCCAGAUAUCGGCAUGUGGACGCAAGUGGGUAAAGACCCUCAGCCUUUCAACCUCUACAUGUUCAGAAACAACAACCCUGUCAGCAAGAUUCACCAGGUGAAGGAAUACGUCACAGAUGUGAACAUUUGGUUGGUCACGUUUGGCUUCCACCUCCAUAAUGCCAUUCCAGGAUUCCCCAUUCCGAAGUUUGAUCUGACUCAGCCGUCGCUGGAGCUGAAGAAGAGUCAGCUGUGGGACGACCUGCCGUCUAUCUCAGGCAUCCAGCAAGAGGUCACUCGCCAGUCUCGAGCCUUCCUGUCAUUUGAGCGCAUGCCGGAGAUCCAGGUCAGCCGGCGGCAUUCGGACCACACCAAACCUUGGCUCUGGUUCGCCACCGUCAAGUCUCUCAUCGGCAAGGGGGUCAUGCUCGCCGUGACCCAAGGCCGUGUGGUGACCAACGCUCUAAACAUCGCAAACGAGGACUGCAUCAAAGUGGCUGCGGUCUUAAACAAUGCCUUCUACUUAGAGGACCUCCAUUUUACUGUGGAGGGUCGUGACACGCACUACUUCAUCAAAACAAGCCUCCCCGAGAAUGACCUCGGAGCACUGCGGCUCACCUCGGGCAGGAAGUCGCUGGAAAACGGCGUGAACGUUACAGUAUCUCAGUCCACGACAGUCGUGAAUGGACGAACACGCCGGUUUGCAGACGUGGAGCUGCAGUACGGUGCGUUGGCGCUCCAUGUGCGCUACGGAAUGACGCUGGAUGAAGAAAAAGCGCGCAUUCUGGAGCAGGCUCGACAGAGGGCGCUGUCCAGCGCGUGGGCCCGGGAGCAGCAGCGAGUAAGGGACGGGGAGGAAGGAGUGCGGCUGUGGACAGAGGGGGAGAAAAGGCAGCUGCUGAGUAGUGGGAAGGUUUUGGGCUACGACGGCUACUAUGUGCUGUCCAUAGAGCAGUACCCAGAGUUAGCUGACAGUGCUAACAACGUCCAGUUCCUCCGCCAGAGCGAGAUAGGAAAGAGGUAACACGGCAAUGGCAGCAACAACAAACACAAAAUGGCCACCUUCGAUGGCCGUCGAGAAGACUUUUAAAACUUAUUAUAACAUGGCAAACAGAAAUGGCUAUUACAGAGGCCAGACAAUCCUGGGACUCAAACAUGGCCACCGAAGAGACUGUCCCCAUUUGCAAUUUUGUUUUGAUUUCAAGGACGAUGAAGUAAGAUUUCUAGAAUGAUGGACGGUGUAACAAUCAUUUAGCAAAUAACCCCGAGAGUGUUGCAAACAUUACGAACAUGCCAGUGGUAAACACUACACGAGCCUGCAAAAGUCUGGGGCCUUCCCCUCGUGUGUUCUUUUCCCG
This is a messenger RNA of Lampris incognitus (smalleye Pacific opah), 11540 nucleotides long. RefSeq names its product teneurin-3-like. NCBI's taxonomy places the organism in Eukaryota, Metazoa, Chordata, Actinopteri, Lampriformes, Lampridae. The record is from RefSeq and is a predicted model, not a curated record. Gene Ontology annotation, biological process: signal transduction; neuron development; heterophilic cell-cell adhesion. Gene Ontology annotation, molecular function: cell adhesion molecule binding; protein heterodimerization activity; protein homodimerization activity. Bases 74 to 11206 code for a protein of 3710 amino acids. The transcript is spliced from 52 exons. Gene Ontology annotation, cellular component: neuron projection; membrane.